Lepisosteus oculatus (spotted gar) is the source of this 2918-nucleotide messenger RNA. Lineage: Eukaryota; Metazoa; Chordata; Actinopteri; Semionotiformes; Lepisosteidae. The record is from RefSeq and is a predicted model, not a curated record.
GCAGCGUACAAAGAGAAGAUUGGCCUGAAGUGCCAGUUUCUUAUCGAGCCCAAGCCUAAAGAGCCCUGCAAACAUCAAUAUGAUUACGAUGCCAUGAGCGUUAUAGGAUUCCUGAAGCAUUUUGAGCUUGACAGCUACUUCAAGUUAAAUAUUGAACCGAAUCACACCACUUUGGCGGGACAUUCUUACGAGCAUGACAUCAUUAUGGCUUCAGCGUUUGGUAUGCUUGGCUCAGUGGACUCUAAUACUGGGUCUCCUGAUUUGGGUUGGGACACAGACCAGUUCCCUAUGGACAUCAAGAACACCACUAUGGUGAUGAAGUGUGUAAUUGAACAAGGGGGCCUGCAGCCUGGGGGGCUGAACUUCGACGCCAAAGUACGGCGAGAGUCUACGGACCUGGAGGAUCUGUUUAUCGCACACGUUGGUGCCAUGGACACCUUCGCUCGGGGUCUGAGGAGCGCGGUGCAGAUCAUCGAGGAGGGCGUGAUUGCUCAGAUGCUGCAGCAACGCUACCUGAGCUUCAGCAGUGGAAUUGGCAGUAUGGUGGAGGAAGGCACAGCCACGCUAGUGGAACUGGAGGAGUUUAUCAAGCAAAACGGAGAACCAAAGACCACGUCAGGGAAACAAGAAAAAUACGAAUCAAUUUUUAACCAUUACUUGUAAAGACAAGCCUGUCUUAUAUAUUUGAAAAUCUAUUUUGAUUCAGUGCCUGCAAAUAAAGCUGUGACCCCAUUAGCUGGCAUGUAGAGCUACAUAAUUUAUUUAAUUACCUUUUUUGCAUAAUAGCAGUUAUAAACUAUUUAUACAUAAAGCUUUAUAUGCAUUAUAAGUGUCCCUAGAUACACAUGGAAAUAUGAACUAUAUGCUCACUGAUCUUUAACAAAAAACUAAAAUUGUAUAAUUAAAUAUAUUUACUUUUUAGUCAGGGUUUUCUGUGUUGUGGGGAAUAAUGGGGUCAGGUGUUUAUGCCCAGGGCUCUUAUUAAAUUAACCACAUUAGAUUCGAGAUGUGUUAAUUAAUCCAUUGGCAUUUGCCUGUAAUUUCAUAUAGUCUGCUUUAAUUAUUCAACAUUUAGUGAAUACUGUAGUUAGAUUAUUAAAGGUGAUGUUGAUGUUGAUUCAUUAUGCGGGAGCAUGUUCUACUUUUUACUAAUGCUUUUCUCUCCACCAUUCGAGAAGGAAACCAGUGUUAAAUGUGGAGAAACAAUAGAGGCAAACAGUGUUGAGAAGCAUCAAGGGAUGUUAGGUUAAAAUUGUACAGUGCACUAGAACUUCUCUUGAACUGAGAGCCCUCUGAGGGGACCUGUUAAAAGUACUGAUCGUCUUGUUUGAAUACAGUGUUGUGUCCUAGGCACAUCUUAAUACUUAAGGUUGGUGGAAUGUGUUUCAAGAAGUGACAGGAUGGGGAUCAAUUCUGGGAUCAAUUAGCUACUAACAAAUGGCAUGCUCUCUUUUGUGAACAACUCUCAGGUUCUCUCCACAAGGACUCCAGUUAAGAUCGAAAAUCAAUGUGUGGUAUUCUAAAUUAAAGUGUGAUUAGAUUAGAGAAGAAGCUGAACUAUGGGUCAGCAGAUCGACUGAGUACAUUGACAGUGAAGACCUUCUUUGUGACUUGACACACUUCCAGGCUUGGGGGUGGAAUGUUUCCCUUCGUUUUUCAGGUGUCCCCAGAAAUCUGCUGCCUCAGGAAUGCCUUGCCCUGUUUUUGUUACAGUUCUGCUGAAUUGAUCGUUGAUGAAUUAGUUCUUUUCAAACUCUUUUCUGUUCUGAAACAGUGGGAGGUUUCAGAGUACCUGUACAAUGUUUAUAGAGAAACCUGAAAUCUCACUUCAGACAUAGAACACGACGAAUAUUUAAUUGAGAAAAUAAUUGGGCUUAACUGCAGGACCGGUUGUAAGGCAGUACAUAUUGUAAAAAAGCAUUAUAUUCUGAUCCUAGUAAAGAUGAUUCAAUAGCAACCAUCCACACACGGAGAGACUAGAUAAAUAAAAGUAUGUACAAAAUACACAAGGAACACGAAUCUGAUAAAGGCAGAAUGAUAAACUCGUUAUCACACCACGAAAAUAUCCUGACGAAUACUUUUAAAUGCAUAGUUCACAGCACAUUCCUUUCGGGUACAUAAUGGUACUGGUGUAUUAAGAAAAUUAAACACACAAAUAAAAACAUGUUUCUUGAUGGAACACUUUGUCAGGCAGGUUCUAGGAAGCGAGGUGAUGCUGUAACCGUGUUUCCAGCCCUCCUUGGCUGACAGAUCAGCCUGUACUGCACAGGGGGACGACACUGGCGUCUGACGCGGGCCCACCUGCCCCAUGACGUCACAUCAGACUAGAGCAGACCUGACUGUCAGCUCGGCCACCGGCAGGACCGGAUUGGCCAAUGGCCAGAUAGCGUGAGCUCUGCUCACCGCUCUGCGGUCUCUGAUUGGGUACUGCGAUGAAGAAAGGGGCGGGGAAGAGUGCGGUCCGGGCACGCGGCUCAUUAGCAUAGACUCCUUAUUACCAUAAAAUAUUCAGCAUCCCACGAGAGUGACACGCCGGCUAGGUUGCAACUAUUCUGGUCACCAUCAGAAAAAAAAUAUAAACUCACUUUUCAUGUUACAGUUGCACAGUUGUCUGUGAAGGUCUUCGGGAAAGAACUACAAUUUAUUUAAGAGCUGGGUUAUUCAAGUCUGUUUUUUUUUUAGUACUAAUGAUAUAAAUACUGAAUAUCGGAGGACAUUUGGGGACGGAUUAUUUCUUUAAUAUCAUUAUUAUAAGAACAACAUUAUUUUUAUUAUUUAGAAGACAGCUGAGCAAUAUCUUAACCAUUAUUUCCGUGGCUUCAUUUCUUCUCACAUUGGUGUCCUGGAUCCAAAAUAACAGCUGAUCCGGCGUCUGUUCGGCGAUGACGAGCAGAUUCGUUCACUAAAAGGAAAAAAAA